AAGAGGUAGGAAGCACCGUCUCCGCACCAUCAAAAAUGAUCAUGGAAGCAGUGAUCAGCAGUUUUUUAAUUGGUGCUGUACGUGUGUCAUCAGCAUAAUCUGGACCUCUGACAGUCUGCAAAAAACCUGAUACUCACCCACUGGGCGAGCUGGACUUGGUUACAUGGAAAUCAAGAUAGACUACUGAAUGCUUAAGUUUGGAGAAACCUGAAGCCAUGGCUACCUCUGAUUUGGGCCUGCAAAAAAGGAGAUGUGGGAUUUCAAUGGAAGCUUGUUGUCAAGUCAGAAAAAAAUAAUCUGACCUCUCUGAACUGUGCCAGAUACACAGAUCGUGGACCAUGGGACAACCAGACUGAUGACAUCUAAGAUAAGAAUGGAGGAAAGUGGCCUGGCAAGUUGUAAAUGAAUAAUGGAGGAGAAGCCUGGUCCAAUGGUAGCCUCUGUGCCAAAUCACACAGUGCCAAAUCUGACAACUGCCCUGUGGGGGCCCAAUCCUACAGUGCCUGCCAAUGUUGGUGUGGUCACAAGCUCCCAGUCACAGAUCAAAGACCUUAUUGGGUUGUUCUGCAUGGUGACCCUUAACCUCAUUGCUUUAUUAGCCAACACUGGAGUGAUGGUCGCCAUUGCUCGUGCUCCUCACCUGAAGAGGUUUGCCUUUGUGUGUCAUCUCUGUGCAGUGGACCUGCUAUGUGCCAUCCUCCUUAUGCCUUUGGGCAUCAUAUCCAGUUCACCGUUUUUUGGCACUGUGGUGUUUACUGUUUUGGAGUGUCAGGUUUACAUCUUUCUCAACGUGUUCCUCAUCUGUCUGUCUAUUCUCACCGUCACAGCCAUCAGUGUGGAGCGUUACUUCUAUAUAGUACACCCCAUGCGUUAUGAGGUCAAGAUGAGCAUCAACCUUGCCAUUGGUGUUAUGUUCUUCAUUUGGGUUAAAUCAGUGCUGCUGGCUUUGGUCACGCUGUUUGGGUGGCCAGCGUAUGGUAACCAGAGCUCUAUUGCAGCAGCCCACUGUUCUCUCCACUGGAGCCACAGUCGUUUGAGAAGAGUGUUUGCCGUGCUCUUCAGUGUUGUAUGUUUCCUGGUGCCUGCGGUGGUUAUCUUUGCCGUUUACUGUGCUGUGUACAAGGUAGCACGUUCAGCAGCCCUCCAGCAAAUCCCCGCUGUGCCAACAUGGGCAAAUGCCAACUCUGCCAAGAAUCGCUCUGACUCUGUCAACAGCCAAACCACUAUGAUCACUACGAAUCGCAGCCUGCCUCAAAGACUCUCCCCAGAGCGGGCCUUCAGUGGAGGCAAGGCUGCCCUUACUUUGGUGCUCAUUGUGGGUCAGUUCUUGCUCUGCUGGUUACCCUACUUCAUCUUCCACCUGCAAAUGUCUCUUAGUGCCACCAUGCAGAGCCCUGGGAGUUUAGAGGAGGCAGUUACCUGGCUGGCGUACUCCUCUUUUGCGGUAAACCCAUUUUUCUAUGGUCUGCUGAACAGGCAAAUCAGGGAGGAGCUGGUAAAGUUCAGACGCUGUUGCUUGACCCAGCCUGUGGAGCUUGGGGCAUCCAGUCAUGAGGGCUCCCUUCAGGAAAACAUCCUUCAGUUCAUCCAGAGAACCAGCAGCACAGCUGAGACACGCUCCAGCUGUGCCAACUCUAGCCCCAGAAACACUUUGGACCAGGGAGUUAAGAUCCCAGGACAAAUACCUGAGGAGCAACCAUAGACACUAGCCAGCAUGAGUGUGGACUGGAGUGCUGAUAUGGACCAUGAUCAUUUUCUGUUGUCAUAAGAUAUGUUCUCUCAAUACUUUUUGCAUCAGUGCCCACUGCCUCCUAUUAUUUAUUUGUGUGGGCCUAUUCAGACAUGGUUUCUCAUUUACCAUAAUGUAAAAUAUUGAAUUAAUGACACAGAAUUUUCUUGUGUCUGUUCUGACCAACGUAUUUUAUGAUUGGCCUGAUUUUAAGUAGUAGAAAUGUGUUUUGUAUGUUCUAUAAAUGUGUGCAUUCUUGAUUAUAACUAAAAAAUAAUGUGGAUGUGACUGGAUGGAUAUUUUUGUUUUUGGUUUCUUUUAUCUAAUUAUGAACAAUUUGUUUGCCAUAUGAAUA
Myripristis murdjan (pinecone soldierfish) is the source of this 2084-nucleotide messenger RNA. It is a transcript of the gene gpr61l, whose product is annotated as G protein-coupled receptor 61-like. Bases 410 to 1702 code for a protein of 430 amino acids. Gene Ontology annotation, cellular component: endosome; plasma membrane; signaling receptor complex. Gene Ontology annotation, molecular function: G protein-coupled receptor activity. Gene Ontology annotation, biological process: G protein-coupled receptor signaling pathway. The record is from RefSeq and is a predicted model, not a curated record. NCBI's taxonomy places the organism in Eukaryota, Metazoa, Chordata, Actinopteri, Holocentriformes, Holocentridae. The transcript has 2 exons.